AUGUCUACAAGACACUAUUUCGAUCGAACAAUGCCAAGAAAUAGUUUAGGUGGAUUUUAUACUUCAGCAUCAUCAGACAAUCGAGGUGCAUAUUCAUUACCAUCAAGAAGAUAUGGACAACAUUACCUACACGACACAAACCUUUUUUCGGGCAAGGCUUUUUCUUCUUCUUCUUCUUUCUCUUCUAUACAUCCAUCUUCAUCAUUCAUAAGUGCAGAUUCCUAUUCAGGACACGUUCGUGAACGAAGCGGAUCUGUACCACGAUCGCCCUCUAUUUCUCAAAUGUCCUCACCACAUUAUCAAUCAUCACUUGAUCUCGUAGCAUCAUCAUUGAAAUGUGAUGAUUGUCGAACAAAUGAUGGCCUUUUUCAGUGUUGUCAUUGUGAUCAACGUUUAUGCAUACAAUGUUGUAACAAACAUUAUAAAAACAUAACUGUUGAACUUGAACGUUUGCAUGAAUUAAGCGAUCGCCUUGUAGCAAAAAUUCUUCAUGCAAAAAAUGAUCUUGAACGACAAAAAAAUGAAGCACUUGAACAAUGUCAUAAAUGGCGUGUUGAUACAAUUAGUACAAUUAAUAAAGCACACACACUAAUUGUUCAAACAAUUCAUGAUGAAUAUGAAACACUUGGAAAAGAAUAUGAAUCAUUCGUUCAAAAAGGAAUGGCACAUAUUCAUGUUGAUCAACAUGAAUUAAUGCGUAUGAAAAAAAGUAAUAUUAAUUCACUUUUAUCAUCUUCAUCAACAGAUUCAACAAAUGCAAUUGAUACAAUACGAAAACGUAUUGAUACAUUUGCAAAAACAAUCGAUGAAACAGGAAGAUUCUCAUUUCAAGUUAGAUUACCAACAUUUUAUAUCGAUGAUAAUCUUCGUGUUGAAUCACGUUUUGGUGAUGUUACACGUAGUACAAGUGCAACAUGGAAAAAUGAAAGUACCAUUCCAUCAUCAUCAUUUACUGAUAGAUCUACUCAAGGUGAUGAACCAUCGAUUAAUGCUCAAUCAACUCAAACUGAUAUGCCAUCGUCAUUACCUACGGAUAAACUGAUUGAAGAAAAUGAAUCAUCGGACAAUAAUCAACCGAUUGAAAAUGAUAUAUCCGAUUCAUCAUCUAUUGAUAAAAUUACUGAAGACAAUAAGUUUUUAGAUAAUAUUCGACCAAUUGAACUUGACGUACAAUUAAAUGAUAAUAAAAAAGAUAUGUCGACCAAUGCUGAUGAUCAAAUUAUCGAAAUAUCUGAUAAACUAGAUACACAUGUAUAUACUGCUGAAUCUCAAGCAGUUGCUGUGUAUCCUGCAUCUUCUCCUUCUCCUUCACCUUCGCCAAAAUUUGAAAUCGAUGAUACUCAUCCAAUUUUACGUCCAUCAACACGUUAUGCAUUAUCUAUAGAAAAUAAUGUUGAACUUCAACAACAACAAUAUUUUUCACCAAAUUUUCGUGGUGAACGUUAUGAUAGUAGAUAUGGAACAGUUUCAAAUUUACCAAAUAUUUCAAUAGAAAGUCCUCUUGAUAAUCAUUCCUUAUCAUUAACAGCACUUAACGAACAACCAUCUAAAAAACGUGCCUAUCCAUUAAGUAAUGGAUGUGGCUCAUUUAAUAAUAAUCGUCAACCACAAACACAACAGACACUUCCUCGUCCAUUAUCACCGAAUUUUCCAAAUAAUGAUCCUGAAGAUGCAUUUCGUAGUAUAUCCUAUGUUCAAUUAAAACGCGAACAAGACGGUUCAUUAGAAGGUAUAGCUAUUCAAAUUGAACAAAGUCAACAAACUAAUGGAAAAGUACAAAGACGUCGCACUUGUAUGGAAUCAUGUGGUGUACGACGACGAACUACAAUUUUACCUCCUCGAUGUCCAUCAUCAAACAGAGAUCGGUCAUUAAAUGACCCACCUGGAAUUUCUUAUCGACCAAAUUCAAGUCCUGCUUCAAUUAACUAA
Molecule: messenger RNA, 1929 nt
Organism: Adineta steineri
Lineage: Eukaryota; Metazoa; Rotifera; Eurotatoria; Adinetida; Adinetidae
Source: the annotation of a GenBank genome assembly